UCGCCAAUAGAGUUCUGGAACGUGAAUGCACCAAUCAGCGAGAGCUUGAGGCGGGGAUUCGGCAAUGGAACUCUCCAAGCUGCACGUUCCGAGAUUGCAAUAUUAACAAUGCUGUUGAGGAAUUCAUUCAACACAUUGAAGCAAUUCUUCGGAUCUCAACUGCCUUUGUCUAUCAGUUAAAAUGGUCCAAUGGCAUUCCUACCGUUGUUUGAUAUUACUAUAUGUUGGGUAUUGUAAUGUAAUUAUUUGUACAAAGAAAUUGCAUACCUUAAAUCAGCAACACUUCAUCAAUAUUCUACAGUCAGGAAAAACAUCUUUAAUAUAUUUCAAAAAAACAGCAAAUCCAGCAAUCAGACAUUUUCUUGAACAACUCGAAAAAUCAUCAGAAUCACUUGAAGAGUAUGGCAUCACAGUGGCUCAGGUUGACUGUGCCAUAGAAGCAGUACCAAAAUACUGUGAAGAUGAAGAUAUCCUGAAGAAGGCAUAUCUUUUCCAGGGUAAUCUAAUGCUUAGGAGUUUUGCAACUGAAACAUUAUUUGAUGUGGAUGCAAUUGUAGCAAAUAUAUUAUUUAUUUUGCUGUUCAAUGAAAUAAAGUAUGUAUACUCAUUGAUGGAUCUUCAUGACAUUGAAAAUGAUAUGAAAGGACGUGGUGACAUCAUCUUUACAUUCGUACGAGCAAUCGGUGUUCCAGAACAUAGAGCCAUUAUGGAAACUGCUUUUGUUUAUGGUGCUAAGUAUCAGUUUGUAUUGACCACAGAGCAAAGUGUUUUGGAAGGCAUGGACCUGAAAGAUCCAGAUACGUUUUCAGCCAGACUCUGGUUCUGCCAUUGCAAGAUGGUUACCGAUAGGAAUCAGCCAUGUAAGAGGACCUAUUUUAAACAGCCACUAACUACUGUGAAUAUACAUUCCUACCUUAAGAUAUUGGAGGCUCCGCUAGUGGCAGAGAUUAAUCUUCCACCAGAGGAAGUAUCUACAAUUCAUGUACAGUUAAAGCUGCCAAUUGUGUUUCUUUUUACACAAAGAGAAACCUAUGAACAUGACAGAAUAACUGCCGAAUCUGUCGCAUGGCAGCUACUGGGAAGCGCAGGAGUUGUAUUAGUGUCAAGGAUCCAGCUACAUCCUAAUGUGCCAGCAGAUGUCACUGUAGGCUACAGACCUGCUGGAGGGGACUUACCCAUCAAUUACUUGGUUAUAUCAUCUGUUGAAGAAAUUGUCGAUCUUGUCAAAGGUGAAGUGAAAAAUGUGUCCAACGGCGUUAAAGAUGAAGAAGAGGAAAAUGAAGAUUUGGAUUUCAUAGGUAUUCAAGAUGAUGAAGUGGCAGAAGCUAUCAGCGCAUACAUGUGGAAAGAGCAUGAUCUAGGCUUAAUUCAAGCACUAACAGACAUUAGCUUUCCUACAAUCUUAGAAACAAUUCCCCACGUGGUGGUGCUGUUCUACACUGCUUGGGAUGCUGUUUCCAUGGCAUUCUUGCAGUCCUAUGCAGAAGUAUCUACCAGACUUGCAGAUAUGAAGGACCUUGUCCUGACUCGAGUUAACUGUGGAGACUGGCCAGGUGUUUGUUUGAAUGAAGGCGUUACACACUUUCCAACUGUCAAGAUAUAUAUUCAAGGCGAUAAACCCUUACUCUACACUGGAAUGCUAGGAGUACACAGUCUAUUAAAGUUCAUUAUGCUGAGCAGAAUACCUACUCCCGUUCUGUUGACGUCAACAGAAGAUGUUGAAGCCUGUUUAAAAGGAGAUUUACACAGUGAUCUCAAACCACAAUGGGACAUUCCUGUUGUAGGAUUAUUCAGCUCAGAAAUGAAAGAAGAAAAUGAUGCCUUUAUUGAAGCUGCAUAUUCCCUCAGGGGCACAAUGGUAUUGAGAAUGUACAUCCAGAAAGAUGCUAUCUAUCUCUCUCAAAGGUUUGGUGUGGCUCUACCAGCUCUGGUGUUUGUUAGGGAUGAAAAAUCUGACAUAGAAGCCAUUCAUCUUGAAAAGCCUAGCAGAGAGGACAUUGUAUCUGCAGUCAAGAGUGCCAUGUUGGAAACAUUUCCUGAAGUCACAGUGGAAACUUUCCCUUCUUAUUUCCAUCCUCUGAAACCAUUGCUCAUUCUUUUCAUUGAUAAUGAUGACACCAAGACUUCGAGAGCUAGAAAUGAGCUUGAACAACUUACCAAGUUAAGAGAUGCGCAGACUUAUACCACAUGCUGGAUUGAUUUACGAAAGACACAUGUCGGAAAAGAGAUUCUUCAAGUAUAUUUGAACUACCUCCCACAGCUGCCAGCACUGGUCUUAGUACAACUCAGCUGUCAUGGCCAUGUGUUUGCAUUUCCGGAAGGAGAGCUGAUAUCAACGGUCGGUGUGCUACAUUGGUUAGAGAAGGUACAAACAGGACAGGAGAUUCCAAAAUGUAAUCUGCAAAGAAAAGAGUGGACACCCCCACGAGCUACUUAUGAUUUUCUGGCCAUCAUGGAUAUUGUACGUCCUGGAUUUGCAAAGCAGAGGAUACCCAAUUCUGCAAACCAAGAAAAAUCCUAUGAACAGGAGGAAAGUGAGACUGAACAAUUGCAUGAGAGUGGUGAGGAAGAAGUUCAAAGUGAAUUUGUUGCAACAUCUCAAAAUGUGCAAGGAACUCCUACACAACCAGAUGAGCAAACGAAAAUGCAGCAUGAACUUCAUAAUGAACUAUGAUCAGAAACCACAGUUCAGUAAGUGGAUAGCUCUGAGACUGUUGGCCAGCUAUACUGAUUCUAGCAGCUGAGGCACAAUGGUAUUUGCUUCUGAAUGUUGUUAUAGACUUUAUCAGCAGAAGGUGCAAAUUACUAUCAGAAGCUGAUUGUGCAACAGUAACUGAACACUUCAGUUAAUCCUGUACUGCUUAACAUUUCCUGCAUGAGUCAGACAAAAUAAAGCAGUCAGUUUUCCUAAUAAUGUAUAUUUCUGGAUUUCAACUAAUUCCAUAAUUCAUUAGUAGUUUAUUUUGUUACUCAUCUGAAAUUAGAAAGAAUUUAGUACAGUAUGUCUCAGUAAAUUAAAGCAGUGAAAAUGCUAGUCUUCUGUAUGUCUUGAAUAUUAUUGUACAGGUUGAUUUAACAUAUUUUACAGCAAGCCUCUCAGUCCAAAGUGGUGGAGACUUGAUUACUUAUAACUAUGGCUCCAGACCAUGUGAAUUCCUGCAUGUACUCAAGAUCCCCUAUUCGACUCCUUUCAAAUUUCAGUAAGUGUGCCAGAGUCUGACUCUUGUAUUUUAGGCAGGUAAAAUUGAUCUUUAAUAUUGAGCUGAUGUGUGGUAUACAUUGGCAGGAUAGGAUUUUUUCUUUCUUCACCCAAAUUAUAGCGAUAUAAGCCAGUUUUAACUGUUCACAGAAUAUUGUGCUUUUUGAAAUUUUAUUAAACCAUUAACAUUUGUUAAUAAUUUGAGCUUAUGUGUG
This is a messenger RNA of Chiloscyllium plagiosum (whitespotted bambooshark), 3414 nucleotides long. RefSeq names its product thioredoxin domain containing 16 (gene txndc16). The record is from RefSeq and is a predicted model, not a curated record. Lineage: Eukaryota; Metazoa; Chordata; Chondrichthyes; Orectolobiformes; Hemiscylliidae.